This is a messenger RNA of Fusarium mangiferae, 2568 nucleotides long. RefSeq lists its product as uncharacterized. Gene Ontology annotation, molecular function: chromatin binding. The transcript has a single exon. NCBI's taxonomy places the organism in Eukaryota, Fungi, Ascomycota, Sordariomycetes, Hypocreales, Nectriaceae. Bases 1 to 2568 code for a protein of 855 amino acids. Gene Ontology annotation, biological process: mitotic DNA replication checkpoint signaling; DNA repair; DNA damage checkpoint signaling. The record is from RefSeq and is a predicted model, not a curated record.
AUGGCUCCGCCCGCGAAGCGCCGCCGGCGGAAUGCCGUUGACGCUUCAGACGAUGAAGACGAACCGCCCCGUGCAAACACCCUGACCAAGUUUCUGAUUACUUCACCGAGCUCCUCUACCAAAAGCCGCGUCGCUACAGCUUCACCGAGCCCGACAAAACCUAAGAUCGUCGAUAACAAGCCAACCAAGAAUGCUCCACUCCGGCUGCCUCGUCGAGCGCAAGCGAAGAGCAAUAGCACGAGUCCAAGCGCGAAGCGUUCCAAGGAUGUUGGCAAAGCAGCAGAUACUGGAAGAACAGCUGAUUUGAAGACGCUAUUUUCGAACCAGGUACAAAGGGCUGCGUGGUCGAGCGCUGGAGACAGGCGAUCCGUCCCCCUCGAAGAUAUUAUCAGUGAUCCUAUCUCAGAGGAUGAUGAGAUCUCGGAACAUAAAGCAAGCUCUGCAAGCUUAGUUGGCCAACAUGCUAAGAAGAGACUACGAAACGACUCGCAAUCGUCGUUGUCUAGUGCACCCAGCGCCAGCCAAAAGUUCAUCAAACCACCCAAGCCCGUACCUAUACCCAGGCCAAACGACGAUGCACGCCCUUGGUCAGAACGAUUUGGACCUCGAAAUCUGGAGGAAUUAGCAGUUCACAAGAAAAAAGUCUCCGAUGUGAGGAGAUGGUUGGAGGAUGUGAUAUCUGGGCGCAUGCGCCAGCGUCUACUUAUUCUCAAGGGUGCUGCUGGCUCCGGGAAGACAACGACUCUGCGACUUCUGGCAAACGACAUGGGCAGUGAGCUUCUUGAAUGGCGAAAUCCUGCGGGAAGCUCUGGACUGGGGUUCGUUUCAGCAUCUGCGCAGUUUCAAGAGUUUCUUGGUCGUGGUGGUAAAUUUGGAGCAUUAGAGACCGAUGCUCCGGUGUCAUCGACCCAGAACAGCUCUCAGAUCGCCCGAAAGAAUGAUCUGAAACGAGUUAUCCUCAUCGAGGAAUUUCCCAACACAUUUUCAAGAUCUUCAACAGCUUUAACAUCCUUCCGGAGCACCGUUUUACAGUAUCUUGCUAAUAGUACACCCUCUUUAUCCAUGUUUGCGAAGCCCUCACAGCAUGAGCCCAUAACACCGGUGGUCAUGGUCAUUUCAGAAACUCAUCUGACUACGACUUCUGCAUCAGCGGACAGUUUUACUGCCCAUCGACUUUUGGGGCCGGAAAUCCUACAACAUCCAGGGGUCGGUAUGAUUGAGUUCAAUGCCAUCGCCCCGUCAUUACUCCUAAAGGCACUCGAGCUCGUUGUCCAGAAAGAGGCCAGAAAAUCUGGUCGCAGGAAAACACCAGGCCCCCAAGUUCUAAAACGCCUUGGCGAAAUUGGAGACAUCAGAAACGCCGUGUCAUCCCUCGAGUUCCUGUGUCUGAAAGGUGACCAGCAAGGGGAUUGGGGCAACAAAGUCGUGCUCACAAAGCAGACCAAGGGCGCGAAAGAUGCUAUCAAGCUCACACAAGGCGAAGAGGAGAGUCUGGAACAAGUAUCUCAACGUGAAGCGAGUCUAGGUAUUUUCCACGCUGUUGGAAAGGUUGUCUACAACAAACGAGAUGAGCUUCCUCCGCCAGGCGGUGACAAUGUUGAGAAUCUUCCAAGCUUCCUUUCGCAUUUCUCGAGACCGAAACGCUCACAAGUGUCUGUUGAUACGCUCAUCGAUGAGACAGGCACAGAUACGCAUACUUUUGUUUCAGCAUUACAUGAAAAUUAUGUUCUAUCCUGCGAGAGCACAGAUCCUGUGGACUUGUCAACGCCAAUGGACUACGUUAAUGACUGUAUCGAGUAUCUGUCACAAGCAGAUCUCCUCUCACCAUCAAGAGAUAUCUUUUUCGGCGGCAGAGGUGGCUUUUCAGGUCUAGACUCUGGCAGCCAUGUGCUACGGCAGGACGAAAUAACUUUCCAGGUAGCUGUCAGGGGCAUGUUAUUCUCACUUCCUAACCCUGUUAAGCGCAAAUCAUCAACCAUGUCCAAGGGCAGCGACGCCUUCAAGAUGUUCUACCCAACGAGUCUGAAACUCUGGCGUGCCAAGGAAGAGCUAGAAGGGUUUGUGGAUGUGUGGUCUACAAAACUACUUAAAGGCGACGAUGGAGCAACGAAAAAUCUCACCGAUGGAGCCACCGCGUUUCGUCGCCCUCAGCAAUCCUCGAACGAGACUUCUUGGAUGCAGCGUAAGCAGCUAAAUCGUCAAGCCAUGGUAAAGCAGCAGCAGCAAGAAGACGAUCCUGAUAGUGCGCCGCUUCUCUCACUUGGCAGCGCAGCCCGACGCGAGAUGCUCCUUGAGCGUCUCCCAUAUAUGGCGCACAUAGCUCGUGCUCGAAAAACACCAAGCUUCCGUUUGCGCGAACUUGAGAAGGUGGUUGCCUUCAAGGGCAUUAAUGCUGCCGAUGAAGAGUCUGACGCAGAUGACGACAUGCAGCCGGGAGAGGCUUGGGCAACAGAUAGGCCAUCAGAGGAAAUGAGUCCCCGGAAGAAAAGUGCAGGUAUAAAGGAAGGAAAUGUGUCGGGUCUUCUCGCUCAGAAAUUGGUGCUGAGUGAUGAUGACAUUGAGGAUUAA